AUGGUCCAACCAAUCAAAGACACUUUUUUAUACUUUGCAUAUGGCAGCAAUUUAUUAAAGAAAAGAAUUCGUAUCAAUAAUCCUUCAGCUGAAUUUUUGGGCAUCGGUCGCCUUGAUAAUUACAGACUUGAAUUUAUAAGAUAUUCGAAAUUUUGGGGUGGUCCAACAGCUACUUUGGUGCCCACUGCAAAUGCCCAUGUUUGGGGAGUGAUAUGGCGUCUAAAGGACGAAGACAAAGAAGCUCUUGACAAAGCCAAAGGGGUUGAAAUAAAGAAAUACUACGUACGAUAUGUGGAUGUUACGACUCCAUACAUGGGUCCAUUUCGCUGCCGUGCUUUUACACAAAAAGAAAAUCCUUUACCAAGAGGCGAUAAUGACAAGAUUCCCGUAGAACAGUGGCCAUCGUGGACUUACCUAGAAAUAUUAAUCCGUGGGGCAAUCGAGCACGGCUUGCCAGAUUACUACUUGCAAAACUUGAAGAAACUAAAAGUUAACGGCGAAGAAGCUUACUUACGAACUGCGCGUCUUCUUGACCUUUACGCCACGGAACAGCCUUGCCAGUGCAAGGUACCGGGCCGAAUACCAAGAAAACCUCUCAAAUUAGAUUUAACGAAACGAAAAUAA
Molecule: messenger RNA, 624 nt
Organism: Chilo suppressalis (striped riceborer)
Lineage: Eukaryota; Metazoa; Arthropoda; Insecta; Lepidoptera; Crambidae
Source: the annotation of a GenBank genome assembly